GACGUAAUGCGGUAGCGCGGGGAAUUUCGAGUGGUAUUGGAGCGCCGGAGGCUAGUGGGUGGCGGACCCCCAGCGUCUUCGGGAGCGACCAUGGACUCCCUGGCCGAGCCUCGGUGGCCUCCGGGCCUGGCAGUCAUGAAGACAAUAGAUGAUUUGCUGAGGUGUGGAAUUUGCUUCGAGUAUUUCAACAUUGCAAUGAUAAUACCUCAGUGUUCACAUAACUACUGCUCUCUCUGUAUAAGAAAAUUUCUGUCCUAUAAAACUCAGUGUCCAACUUGCUGUGUGACUGUCACAGAGCCGGAUCUGAAAAAUAACCGCAUAUUAGAUGAACUGGUAAAAAGCUUGAAUUUUGCACGGAAUCAUCUGUUGCAGUUUGCUUUAGAGUCACCACCCAAAUCUCCUGCUUCUUCCUCUUCAAAGAAUCUUGCUGUCAAAGUAUAUACACCUGUAGCCUCCAGGCAGUCUUUAAAGCAGGGGAGCAGGUUAAUGGAUAAUUUCUUGAUCAGAGAAAUGAGUGGUUCUACAUCAGAGUUGUUGAUAAAAGAAAAUAAAAGCAAAUUCAGCCCUCAAAAAGAGGCAAGCCCUGCUGCAAAGACCAAAGAGACACGUUCUGUAGAAGAGAUCGCUCCAGAUCCCUCAGAGGCUAAGCGUCCUGAGACACCCUCGACAUCCACUUUGAAACAAGUUACUAAAGUGGAUUGUCCUGUUUGCGGGGUUAACAUUCCAGAAAGUCACAUUAAUAAGCAUUUAGACAGCUGUUUAUCACGCGAAGAGAAGAAGGAAAGCCUCAGAAGUUCUGUUCACAAAAGGAAGCCGCUGCCCAAAACUGUAUAUAAUUUGCUCUCUGAUCGUGAUUUAAAGAAAAAGCUAAAAGAGCAUGGAUUAUCUAUUCAAGGAAAUAAACAACAGCUCAUUAAAAGGCACCAAGAAUUUGUACACAUGUACAAUGCCCAAUGCGAUGCUUUGCAUCCUAAAUCAGCUGCUGAAAUAGUUCAAGAAAUCGAAAAUAUGGAGAAGACUAGAAUGCGUCUUGAAGCUAGUAAACUCAAUGAAAGUGUAAUGGUUUUUACAAAGGACCAAACAGAAAAGGAAAUAGAUGAAAUCCACAGUAAAUAUCGUAAAAAACAUAAGAGUGAAUUUCAGCUUCUAGUGGAUCAGGCUAGAAGAGGAUACAAGAAAAUUUCUGGAAUGUCACAAAGAACAGUAACAAUAACAGAAGAUGAAUCUACAGAAAAGCUAUAUUCUGUGUGCAUGGGACAGGAAGAUAAUAUGACCUCAGUAACAAACCACUUUUCUCAAUCAAAGCUGGACUCCCCAGAGGAAUUGGAACCUGACAGAGAAGAGGAUUCUUCUAGCUGUAUUGAUAUUCAAGAAGCUCUUUCUUCAUCAGAAUCAGGUUCAUGCAAUAGUUCCAGUUCAGACAUCAUAAGAGAUCUUUUAGAAGAAGAGGAAGCCUGGGAAGCAUCACAUAAAAACGAUCUUCAAGACACAGAAAUAAGUCCAAGACAGAAUCGCCGCACAAGAGCUGCUGAAAGUGCUGAGAUUGAACCAAGAAACAAGCGUAAUAGGAAUUAAUGUGGGCUUUUGCUGACUUUUCAAAUGCAUUGAUUAGAAUAUGGUACUUUUGGUUGCCACAGAGAUUUUCUUUUUAUAAAUGCCCAAGGAAAGAUGCUAAAUUCUAAAUGUUACAGUUAGCUGAUGUUCAUUCUUUUCUGCUUUUCCAGAGGGGAAAAAUGUUACAAAAUAUCCUUACUUGGUCAGUUCCCUCCUGCCUCUAAAACAUCUCUCUCUCAAAAUACUGACAUUUCACACAGGCACCAGCUUUGCAGAGGAGGUAGACUCUUUGGCACUUUGGCACAGGGAUUUGGUUUGGUUUGGUUUGGUUUGAUAUCUAAAUUUCAGAAUGUCCUUAGGCCAUUCUCCUUCUCUUCCAUGGAGAAUCCAACCUCACAAAAGGAUUCUUUCAACUUCUUUAUUACAAGAAACAGUUGAGUGAAAUGUUUAUGUUUUUGGAAAGGCAGGAUGUCAGUUCACAUCCUUGGUGUGUCUAAGUACCGAUGCAGGCCACCACCAUGCCUGUGUUACAGCAGCUCCAUGAUGGUUGUUGCCCGAGGUUAAUGUAGUUCUUUGUUAGACCUGUGUCUUACACAUUUCUCAGAGUAGGAUAUUAGUAUUAUAAUUUAAGGCCACGACAGUCACAAAGUCACAAUAACUUAGAAACAUUGCGCAUAUUCUUCUGAAAUAGCACUUAAAAAUGAUUAGUGUCAGUAUUUUUUCACUUGGGUCAAUCAAAUCUGUAACACUGAAUCCAAGCUAUUAAACAAAAGGUAUGCAAUGGAUGAAUUUUGUAAAUGAAUAGAGUGUAUCAGUUUUCAAUAAUGUUCUUAAAACAGUAUCCUCUGGAUAGCUUAGUAUGGGUUAGAAAUCAUUGAAAUGGAUUGGUGAGAAAUUGCUAUUUGUGUAAAAUGUCUACCAGUAGCCAGAUGCUUCCAGAGUUCAUAAUGCCUCUCUGGCCUUUCAGAGCCAGCAUCCCCCAACUCCCACCCCUCUGCCACCACCCAACCCAAACACAUCAGCUUUCAAAUGAGAUGACAGCAAAUGCAGCAAUAUUAAGACAAGAAAUUUAUGAUUUGCCAGAUUCAACAUUUAUGACCUCCCCUUCCAAAGACUGUCUCCGUUGACCUUGGCUUUUUGGUAUGGUUUGGGGUUUCUGAUAAUGUGUGGAGUCUCAUUAUGGCUGAGAGUUUAGUGCUUUCAGAGUGAAGUGCAGACAUUUGAUUUCUUUAUGAGUUCCCUGUGUUAGAAAUGGCUAUAGAAAAAUUUGUCAUAAUAAUUUCAUUUGCUUGAAAUCCUGAGGGGUGCAUUAAGGAAACUAAAAGCACCACUUACGAAAUCUAUCAGCAGAACUGAUGUGAGGUAAGUGAGUAUGUCAAACAAAAUGGAUAUAUUUAUGUCACUGAGUUGUCAGAAAUUAUGUCAAAAUGAAAACUGCUUGUUUCAUGACAAAUUAUAUAGUCUAUAAAUUAAACUGGAAGUAAUUAUUACUUUAA
Molecule: messenger RNA, 3050 nt
Organism: Nomascus leucogenys (northern white-cheeked gibbon)
Lineage: Eukaryota; Metazoa; Chordata; Mammalia; Primates; Hylobatidae
Gene: RAD18
Product: RAD18 E3 ubiquitin protein ligase
Biological process (GO): protein monoubiquitination; DNA damage tolerance
Cellular component (GO): Rad6-Rad18 complex; nucleus
Molecular function (GO): single-stranded DNA binding; ubiquitin protein ligase activity
Source: RefSeq, a predicted model, not a curated record